ACAACACAUUCAUUUCAAACGAAGAUUUCGUAGAGUCGAGUUGUUCGGACAAAGUUGUACAAUAAAAAGAGUCUUUGCGACAGCAACAUUGACACCCUUAUUCGAGAGGAAAAAAAAUCAAACAUGGGCUUCGACAUAGCUCUUAUUAUCGGCCGCACCGACGAGGAACUCAUAUGUCCGAUAUGCACAGACAUCCUGGAGAGUCCGGUUCAGUCGCCCUUGUGCGAACACGCCUAUUGCCGGGAGUGCAUUGGGAAAUGGAUUAAGGAGAAGAACAACUGCCCGGUGGACCGCUCGGAUCUCUUCCACAGUCAGUUGGUGCCAGCCUCGCGCCUGAUGCGCAACAUGCUCGGCCGCUUGAAGAUAAAGUGCUGCUAUUUCGAGAACGGAUGCGCUGAGGUGUUGGAGCUGGAGGACUUUCGAUCGCAUUUGGCUAGCUGUGACCAUAAUCCCAAAAUGGAUAUUAGGUGCACAAAGGGUUGCGGAAUGAAGGUACCCAAGGACGAGAUGCCCAGACACAAUUGCGUGGUGAACUUGCGCGAAUUGGUGACGAAACAGCGAGAUGAGGUAAUCAGGAUAAAAGAGGCUUUGGCUAGUCAGCACCAGCGCAUUUCGUAUCACCGUCGCGAACUGGAGCUGGUGCAGCACUAUAUCACCGGUUUGAGGUACACAAAUUCGGUGGUGGGUAAUAUCGGGGACCAGCUCGAACGGUUCUCACUAAUGCAGUGGGGAAAUAAUUUGAGACUGGCCCAUAUUACCAACUGGGGCAGUCUCAUAUCCACGCCGGAUAUAUUUUUACACAUGAGGAUUAGGGAUGGACUCGGCGCAAGUAGCUGCCCGUUGAACCUGAUAAAUAAGAUCGCUGAUCGGUGUCAUGAGGAACGUUGGCCGGAAGGAUUAUUAAAUUUAAGCACAAGGCGAGAGAAUCAUCACAGACUCAUGCUGUAUGUCACACGGAUCUUGCCCAUUUUUAUGACUGGGAAAUCCUGCGUGGUUAUGCUGGGCUGCGACAACACACACAUGCCCGAGAACCUUCGACCCGGGGUUGGUAUGGCCAUGAUCUUUGAUGAUGGAGUCGUGGAGGCGUUGCUGUAAGACGCGUCUAUCUUGGUCCUUUGCUGUACAUUUUUAACAAGUUUACAUUGUCCGUGCUUCACUCAAGUCAAAAUUUUAACCAACGUUCUUAGCAUUAGCCGCAUCUAUCUAUCUUAUAUACCCAAUUAAUACUAUUUUGAAUUCAUACACAAAUGAUACUAGACAAACCAUACAACACGAUCUGGAAUAGUUACAUUCCUAAAACUGAAGGAGCCGAAAAAUGUAUCCUUAUGGCAGAAGCAUGUACUUAUUCAUACGAAUAAUAUUCGUAUAACAAAAUUUUGAGAAUGUUAAAAAAAAAAAAAAUGUAACAUAAUCCGCUCCUCUGGAAUUCAUUAUCUAUAAAUUCAUUUAUAAAGCUUGAUCAAGAA
This is a messenger RNA of Drosophila willistoni, 1466 nucleotides long. Its product is annotated as E3 ubiquitin-protein ligase NRDP1. The record is from RefSeq and is a predicted model, not a curated record. Lineage: Eukaryota; Metazoa; Arthropoda; Insecta; Diptera; Drosophilidae. Bases 124 to 1095 code for a protein of 323 amino acids. Gene Ontology annotation, molecular function: ubiquitin protein ligase activity. The transcript is spliced from 2 exons. Gene Ontology annotation, biological process: protein ubiquitination.